GCCCGCGCCGCGACUCGCUGGCGUCAGCUGGGGCACGGAGGCGGAAGAUGGCGGCUGUAGCCCUACGGCCGUGAGGAGCGCGGCGGCGGCGAGGACUGCCGAUGGCAGUCGGGAGGCGUCCUCGGGGACCCGCGGGCCGUUAGGGCGCGACGCUGGGCGGCAUGUCGGAGCACGCGGCGCCCGGGGCACAGGGGCCCGGGCCCAACGGUGGCGGCGGCCCGGCCCCCGCGCGCGGGCCUCGCACCCCCAACCUCAAUCCCAACCCUCUCAUCAACGUGCGCGACCGGCUCUUCCACGCGCUCUUCUUCAAGAUGGCUGUCACCUACUCGCGCCUUUUCCCUCCCGCCUUCCGUCGUCUCUUCGAGUUCUUCGUGUUACUCAAGGCCCUGUUCGUGCUCUUCGUCCUCGCCUACAUCCACAUCGUCUUCUCCCGCUCGCCCAUCAACUGCCUGGAGCAUGUGCGGGACAAGUGGCCGAGAGAGGGCAUCCUGCGUGUGGAGGUGCAGCACAACUCGAGCCGCGCACCCGUCUUCCUGCAGUUCUGUGACAGUGGCCGCAGCAGCUUCCCUGGCCUGGCUGUGGAGCCGGGUGGCCUGGAGCUGGAAGAGGAGGAGGAAGAAGAAGAGCUGACCAUGGAGAUGUUCGGGAACAGCUCCAUCAAGUUUGAGCUGGACAUCGAGCCCAAGGUGUUCAAACCUCCAGGUGGCCCUGAGGCCCUAAACGACAGCCAGGAGUUCCCCUUCCCUGAGACACCCACCAAAGCAGUGUGGCCGCAGGACGAGUACAUCGUGGAGUAUUCGCUGGAGUACGGUUUCCUGCGGCUGUCUCAGGCCACACGGCAGCGGUUGAGCAUCCCUGUCAUGGUGGUCACCCUGGACCCCACGCGGGACCAGUGCUUCGGGGACCGCUUCAGUCGCCUGCUGCUGGCCGAGUUCCUGGGCUACGAUGACAUCCUCAUGUCCAGUGUGAAGGGCCUGGCGGAGAACGAGGAGAACAAGGGCUUCCUGCGGAACGUGGUGUCCGGGGAGCACUACCGCUUCGUGAGCAUGUGGAUGGCACGCACGUCCUACCUGGCCGCCUUUGUCAUCAUGGUCAUUUUCACCCUGAGUGUGUCCAUGCUGCUGCGCUACUCCCACCAUCAGAUCUUUGUCUUCAUUGGUGAGUAUCCCAGCUGGCCACCCUCCCCUCUGCCCCCCCUGCCGGGCGCCUCACCCGGUCUGCCCGCCCGCUGCCCUCUGCCCGCAGUGGACCUGCUGCAGAUGCUGGAGAUGAACAUGGCCAUCGCCUUCCCCGCAGCACCCCUGCUGACCGUCAUCCUGGCCCUCGUGGGUGAGGACCCUGCCCUGAUGCCCUGUCCCCUACCCCAGCCAAGGCCUGCCCGCCCCAACCCGCUGGCUCGCCAUCUCCCUGCAGGGAUGGAGGCCAUCAUGUCCGAGUUCUUCAACGACACCACCACAGCCUUCUACAUCAUCCUCAUCGUGUGGCUGGCCGACCAGUAUGACGCCAUCUGCUGUCACACCAACACCAGCAAGCGGCACUGGCUUCGGUUCUUCUACCUGUACCACUUCGCCUUCUAUGCUUACCACUACCGCUUCAACGGGCAGUAUAGCAGCCUGGCCCUGGUCACCUCCUGGCUCUUCAUCCAGCACUCCAUGAUCUACUUCUUCCACCAUUAUGAGCUGCCCGCCAUCCUGCAGCAGAUCCGCAUCCAGGAGAUGCUGCUGCAGACCCCACCGCUGGGGCCUGGCACCCCCAUGGCACUGCCAGAUGACCUCAACAACAACGGAGGUGCCCCAGCUGCCACUCCUGACUCUACCGGCCAGCCACCUGCCCUGGGCCCUGGCUUGCAAGGUGCUGGUGGUGGCCCUGGGCCUGUGGCUGAGGCACCCAGCUCCCUGGUGGCCGCAGCGGCCUCAGUAGCUGCAGCAGCCAGUGGUGACCUGGGCUGGAUGGCAGAGACAGCCGCCAUUAUCACAGAUGCCUCCUUCCUAUCUGGCCUGAGCGCCUCCCUCCUGGACCGGAGGCCAGCCAGUUCCCUGAGCCCCACUGGGGGGCUCACCCAGGCCCCCCAGGACAGUGCCCCUCCCAGCGACUCCCCAGGGCCUGACACAGCCCCUCAGACCGCCGGGUUGAGUCGGCCCAGCCUUGUGUCUAUGGCUCCGGUGGACACACCCUCGGAGGUUGGUUCCUGAGCCCUGGGCAAAUUGACCGCCUCUGUCCCUGGCCAUCCAGGCCAGCUGGGUAUGGCCUGGCUAGAGCCCUCGGGGGUCAGGGAGGCUGUUCCCAGUGGCUCGGACUGCCCACCCCGCCUUGAGUGGAAUCGGGGUCCAUCAGGUUUGCUUGGAGGCAGGCUUCUCUUCCCCAGGACGCGGGGCCUGCCUGAAGCUUGUCCCUGUUUGUGGUGGGCCUCCUCAGCUGGUGAAUCAAGACAAGCCAAUGAGCCGGGGUGGGAGAGGGGGCGGGGGCUCCCUGGAAAGUUCUGGAAGGGGUUUGUGAAAGGUCUGGAGCGAGCUGUCCCCAGGCAGAGCAGGCAGGUCUCUGAGCAAGGUGAACAUGGGUGGGGCCAGCUCCGCUGGUGCUCCGUCGUGCGCAGUGCCUUUCCACGGCCACCCUGCGUUCCCCGGGCUGGGGUCCCGAGGAGGCAGUACCUGCGCCUCAGGUCUAGCGCACAGCCACCAACAUUGAAGGCAGCCACUGGGCACCAGGGGCCUGCCCUGCUCAGGGUGGGGAACGGCCUGCGGCCCAACCCAAUCACUUGGUGAGGAACGCAGAAGAGUGCUCAUUCCACUCUAUUUAAUUGCAGUGUACAAAAUGGUGUUUGUAUAUAGAAUAAACUGUCUGUUGACAGCGUC
This is a messenger RNA of Sus scrofa (pig), 2852 nucleotides long. The record is from RefSeq and is a predicted model, not a curated record. NCBI's taxonomy places the organism in Eukaryota, Metazoa, Chordata, Mammalia, Artiodactyla, Suidae.